AUGUCCGAUAGCAUCCCAUGGGUGCCAGGUUUCUGGAACCGAGCACCAUGGAGAACCGUGGGCGCACUUAUAGGAUUCGCUGUGACUUGCGGGAUGAUGGGCCUGGUUCUCGUCCUAUCCGAAGGCAGAGAAACCAACUCUUGGCCAACGCACAACAGAAACAUUACCGUUCCUGUGCUUCUGUCACUGCUAGUUGGCAUUGCCCUUCUUUUCUUAACGGUUGCAAACUCUGAAGGGCUUGCCAUCUCAUGGUGGCUCAAAGCGCUCAAAGGGACAAAACUCAAGGAGCUUCAGUACGAUCUUGAAGUCACUAGUAACUUGCUGGUUGGCAUCUUUAGGCCGACUCUCUUCAACCUAGUUACUCUUUCGGCCAUCAUCGCCCUUGUCGUGAGUGUCGGCACCAGUGCCAUCAUGCAGAGAUCUUCGACAACUAUAAGCAAAUCCAUCGGGCCAUACCCGACCAAUAUCGAUGCACCCGUCUUGAAUACAACUCUGCCGGCGAACUUUAGUGGGUGGGCAGGGAGUGGAUCGGAAAUAUCGUUGCUGAUGCCGGCCUUUGCGAGUGUCUAUAAGGAGUAUUCUAACCGCAGCAACAUCGUGAUACCAUCUGGGUGCGGCAACAGCACCUGCCAGCUUCAUAUGACAGGCCCAGGUUUCGACGUCGACUGUACAGACGGCUCCGUUGACUACGACUUUGGCAAAUUAGCAUCUGCGGCACUAGUCCACCAGAUUACGACGUUUCAAACCAUCAUCAACUUCGAGUCAAAACAAGAUCCUAACUCCCUCAAUCAUAUAAACAUGUCGGUGCUGUAUAAGCCGUCUCCUACGUGCUCUGGAAAAUUGACCAGGCACCACUGUGUUCUUCGAGCGGCCGCUGUGGACUACGCCGUUACUAUCACCAACGGUACUGCUACGCUCGCUCCCUGGGAUAUUUCUCAGAACACCACCAUAAGCAUCCACAAUUUCACCGACUGGAUGCAGCUCGGCUUUGGAAGCCUUGGAGCUGGAGGAUUCAUCACAUCGCUUGGAGGAAUCGCUUCGGCUUUACAAUCUCAGUACAACUCUAAUGCAACUCUUGUAUUGGCGGUGAUGACGCAAAAUCCGUUCCUGGUAUCUGCGUUUGGGCAGGCAGCCAGUACAUACUCGACAUCUGCAUUUGACGACUAUGGUAACUGCACCAUGACCUGGUCAGAUCCUAGAGAGGAUAUAAUCAACAGUGUUCGGGAGAUUGUGUUCCGCAGCGCCCUCUCCGUUGCAAAUUCGACCGGCCAGCCUAUCCAGUUUCAGCAGACGAAUGCCAAGAUGACGAGGAUCGGGAUAGUAUACUCUACUAACUGGAGGUACUUCGGCAUCGCUGUUGGUGUCAUGUUCUUGGAGGCGCUUAUGACUCUGUUCCUCAUUUGGGGCUGGGAGAAACUCGGCAGAGAGGUUUCGCGCGACCCAUUCGAGAUUGCAAAGGCUAUGGGCGCGCCUCUUCUGAAUCAUGGAUCUUCCAACACGUCAGCCCCCCAGAUUCUGGAUGCUUUGGGAAGCAAAAGGGUGCGAUACGGAGAGCUGGUCGACGUAGGGACGGGAAUUGCGCAGGAGUCGGCGGUGCCUAAGCAUGGAUACAACUUGGUGGAAAGUCAAGACCCGGACCUUUUGAUGCAAUACGUUUCACCUCAGCAUACUCAAGAGAGUUUGAGCAGGAGAAGAACUUUGGGCAUUGCCGUGACGGAGCAUGUUCAGCCUGUUCAACCGGGAGUACAUUAUUGA
Trichoderma atroviride IMI 206040 is the source of this 1755-nucleotide messenger RNA. RefSeq lists its product as uncharacterized. The record is from RefSeq and is a predicted model, not a curated record. Lineage: Eukaryota; Fungi; Ascomycota; Sordariomycetes; Hypocreales; Hypocreaceae.